Zingiber officinale is the source of this 1763-nucleotide messenger RNA. Its product is annotated as adenosylhomocysteinase. Gene Ontology annotation, biological process: L-methionine cycle. NCBI's taxonomy places the organism in Eukaryota, Viridiplantae, Streptophyta, Magnoliopsida, Zingiberales, Zingiberaceae. The transcript has 3 exons. Gene Ontology annotation, molecular function: adenosylhomocysteinase activity. Gene Ontology annotation, cellular component: cytosol. Bases 60 to 1517 code for a protein of 485 amino acids. The record is from RefSeq and is a predicted model, not a curated record.
GCCGACUUCUCCUCACUGCCCUUUGCCGCUGUCGAUCUCGCUGCAUCGAAGCCCUAGCAAUGGCUCUGAUCGUGGAGAAGACUUCCACUGGGAGGGAGUACAAGGUCAAGGACCUCUCUCAGGCCGACUUCGGUCGCCUCGAGAUUGAGCUCGCCGAGAUCGAGAUGCCCGGCCUCAUGGCCUGCCGCACGGAGUACGGCCCCUCCAAGCCCUUCGCCGGCGCUCGCAUCUCCGGAUCCCUCCACAUGACCAUUCAGACUGCCGUCCUCAUCGAGACCCUCACCGCCCUUGGCGCCGAGGUUCGCUGGUGCUCUUGUAACAUCUUCUCCACCCAGGACCACGCUGCCGCUGCCAUCGCUCGCGAUUCCGCGGCUGUCUUCGCUUGGAAAGGCGAGACGCUCGCCGAGUACUGGUGGUGCACUGAGCGUGCCCUUGACUGGGGAGCCGGAGGCGGCCCGGAUCUCAUCGUUGACGAUGGCGGUGAUGCGACGCUCCUCAUCCAUGAAGGGGUCAAGGCCGAGGAAGAGUACGAGAAGAGCGGCAAGUUGCCGGAUCCUGCCUCCACCGACAACGCUGAGUUCCAGAUCGUGCUGAGUAUUAUCCGCGACGGGCUCAAGGUCGAUCCCAAGAAGUAUCACAAGAUGAAGGAGCGGCUAGUCGGUGUAUCGGAGGAAACGACCACUGGUGUUAAGCGGCUGUACCAGAUGCAGGCCAGCGGCGCCUUGCUCUUCCCUGCGAUCAACGUGAAUGACUCUGUCACAAAGAGCAAGUUCGACAAUCUGUAUGGGUGCCGCCAUUCUCUCCCUGAUGGGCUCAUGAGGGCUACCGACGUUAUGAUCGCCGGCAAGGUUGCUGUGGUCUGUGGCUACGGAGAUGUCGGCAAGGGUUGCGCCUCUGCUUUGAAGCAGGCAGGUGCCCGGGUCAUCGUUACCGAGAUCGACCCCAUCUGUGCUCUCCAGGCUCUGAUGGAGGGCAUCCCUGUUCUCACCUUGGAGGAUGUUGUUUCGGAGGCUGAUAUCUUCGUCACCACCACCGGAAAUAAAGACAUCAUCAUGGUGGAUCACAUGAAGAAGAUGAAGAACAAUGCCAUUGUAUGCAACAUUGGCCACUUCGACAAUGAGAUCGACAUGCACGGGCUUGAGACUUACCCAGGCGUCAAGCGCAUCACCAUCAAACCCCAAACAGACCGCUGGGUGUUCCCUGAGACAAAUUCCGGCAUCAUCGUUCUCGCGGAGGGGCGUCUUAUGAACCUUGGUUGUGCCACUGGCCAUCCCAGCUUCGUCAUGUCCUGCUCGUUCACCAAUCAGGUGAUUGCGCAGCUUGAGUUGUGGAAGGAAAGGAGCAGCGGAAAGUAUGAGAAGAAAGUGUACGUGCUACCUAAGCAUCUUGAUGAGAAGGUGGCGGCUCUGCACCUGGGUAAGCUAGGAGCCAAGCUUACCAAGCUCACACCAGCUCAGGCCGCGUACAUCAGCAUCCCCGUUGAAGGCCCUUACAAACCUGCUCACUACAGGUACUAAUAUGCCCUACCGACAUGAGACAGUCGUGGCCGGAGAUGUUACUGAUGUCUGAAUUUCUCCUGCUUGAUUUACCUUUUAGCUUUUUAUUUCGCUAUUUCCCAUUUUGAAUUGGUUGAGAAAUGAUCUGGGCAAGCUUCGUAUCGGAGUGGUUGAGAAGUGAUGGUCCUUUUGUUGUGUGUCCGUGCUGCCCGUCCUGAGACUUUUCGGAAUAAUGCGAUUUCCAAUAUUUUGUCUCUUGUUCCUUAA